Serpula lacrymans var. lacrymans S7.9 is the source of this 1167-nucleotide messenger RNA. RefSeq lists its product as uncharacterized. Lineage: Eukaryota; Fungi; Basidiomycota; Agaricomycetes; Boletales; Serpulaceae. The coding region runs from base 1 to 1167 and encodes 388 amino acids. The record is from RefSeq and is a predicted model, not a curated record. Gene Ontology annotation, cellular component: methionyl glutamyl tRNA synthetase complex. The transcript has 9 exons. Gene Ontology annotation, molecular function: tRNA binding.
AUGUCUUUUGAAGCCAGUGUCGCUGGUCUUUUCUCCCCGAUUAAGGAUCUAGUCCUAAACGCAAACGAGAAUGUGGGGAAAACAGAAAACGAUCAGGUGGAAGUUGCAGGAUGGAUAGCAAAAGUAGGCCAAGGUGAUAUUGUCAAACCAGAAGGAUUGAAGGACCUUGAUACUCAACUCAUUCCACGCACAUAUCUCGUUAGCAAUUACCUGACUGCAGCAGACGUUGCGCUCUACGGCGCCCUCCACCCCGUUCUGUCCCAGUUGCAACCUCCUCAAUAUUACUCCCAUCCUGCGCUCACGCGUUAUUUUGAUCACAUUCAAUCACGUCCUUCUGUACGGACUGCCGCUGAAGCGCUGUCUCCUGCCUUCUCAGUUGUAGCUUUCGAUCUCGACAAUGCGCCUGCACCCGAACGCAAAGCUGAGCCAUCAAAGAAGAAGGAAAAGGCACCCAAAGCCCAGGCCUCAGAAUCUGUCGCUGCAAAAGAGCCCGAGAAGGCAGCAGAAGCAGACGCGAAACCACAAAAAGAGAAGAAAGAGAAGAAAGAAAAAAAGAAAGAUGCUGCGCCUACUGAAGAAUCUGGAAAGAAAAAGGCUGGCGGUGGCGGGAAGGCACCAGCUGAGGAUGCUGGUGAACCUGUACCUUCUAUGAUCGACCUUCGAGUCGGCCACAUCAUUGAUAUCAAAAAGCACCCAGACGCGGAUGGUCUCUAUGUUGAGCAAAUAGAUAUUGGAGAAGAAACAGGUCCCCGAACGGUUGUUUCUGGGCUUGUCAACUAUAUUCCUAUCGAAGAAAUGCGGGAUAAAUACUUGGUGGCAGUGUGUAACUUGAAGCCCGCUAACAUGCGAGGUGUGAAGAGCUUCGCCAUGGUCCUCUGCGCAUCAUCAAAAGAAGGAAAGGAAGGAGGCAUCGAGUUAAUCCAACCACCACCUAAUUCAAAACCAGGAGAGAGGGUAUUCUUCGAGGGAUCCGAGUAUGAAAAUGCUACCCCGAUAUCCCAACUGAACCCAAAGAAGAAAAUCUUUGAGACGAUACAGCCAGGUUUCAUCACUCUUGAUACCAAGGAAGCCGCUUGGGUAAAUCCAGCGACCAAGUCUGUACAUCGAAUUCGCACAAAGGACGGGAUAUGUGUAGCGCCAACACUUAUAGGGGCAUCAUUGUCAUAG